Messenger RNA from Pogona vitticeps (central bearded dragon), 1996 nucleotides. It is a transcript of the gene SLC25A34, whose product is annotated as solute carrier family 25 member 34. Lineage: Eukaryota; Metazoa; Chordata; Lepidosauria; Squamata; Agamidae. The record is from RefSeq and is a predicted model, not a curated record.
UUUCAUUCAGAGACAGGAAGGAGAGCGCCUGCAGAGGACACUAAAGCAAUACCAAAAGUGGCAAGCACUGCCGCGGAUGGCACAGAGCAAGCUGAGCCACAAGGGAGAAGAGAAGCCGGCAACAGGGCCUGCAAGAGGGGAGAGAGGCUGCUUGCUGCCCCAUUGGAUCAGGCUGGCGUGCCAGUUUGCAACCCUGGGAAUCAAGUGUUGAGCCUGGCUUCUCUUCAGUGCAUCGCUAGAGGGGCAAGCAGCUCUCCCUCCACCUCCUCUCGUACACCUAAGGUGCCUUGCACAAGCAGGGCUAGUGGGGUCACAGCAUGGAUCCUUCCCACACCCCUCCCGUCGUGGUUUCCGUCUCCCCACCAGUGGAUUUUGUGCUAGGAGCGACGGCGUGCUGCAUGGCCUGUGUCUUCACCAACCCACUUGAGGUGAUCAAGACGCGCCUGCAGCUGCAAGGGGAGCUCCGCUCUCGGGGGACCUACCCCCGCCAUUACCGAGGGGUGCUGCAGGCCAUGGUGGCCGUCAGUCAGGCCGAUGGGAUCUGGGGCCUCCAGAAGGGACUCACAGCUGGGCUCCUCUACCAGGGGCUGAUGAACGGAGUCCGCUUCUGCUUCUACUCCUACGCGGAAGAUCUCGGCUUGACCCAACAGCCAGGGGGGACCAUCGUGGCCGGAGCCAUGGCUGGGGGACUGGGAGCAUUCGUAGGCAGCCCAGCCUACCUGGUCAAAACCCAUCUCCAAGCCCAGACAGUGGCGGCCAUUGCUGUGGGACACCAACACAAUCACCAGAGUGUCUCCAGUGCUUUUGAAACAAUAUAUAAGAAGCAAGGACUGCUGGGACUGUGGCGAGGGGUGAGCGGUGCUGUGCCUCGGGUGAUGGUGGGCUCGGCUGUGCAGCUGGCUACUUUUGCUUCCGCCAAGGAGUGGGUCAGGAAGCACAAGAGGUUCCAAGAAGACAGCUGGCUGGUGGCCCUGUCGGGAGGCAUGAUCAGCAGUGUGGCUGUGGCUGUGGCCAUGACGCCUUUUGAUGUAGUCAGCACCAGACUCUACAACCAGCCGGUGGAUGAGAAGGGGAUGGGCAAGCACUACCGUGGCUUCUUUGACUGCUUCCUGCAGAUCUCCAGUAAAGAAGGCCUCCUGGCCCUGUACAAAGGAAUUGGACCUGCUUACCUCCGCUUGGGACCACAUACCAUUCUCAGCCUCCUCUUCUGGGAUGAACUGCGGAAAUUUACAUACAAGCACCAGGGCACCUGAAAAGGAUAACCCUCUCCGUGUGCUGUUGAAAGACAACGACAGAUACCAUCUCCACCUCACAGGGUUGGGACGAAAACUGUGGGUGAGGUGGCUGGCACCCUGACUUUCCCAGACAGAUCUGGGAUGUUCUGGCCAGUGCAGCCCUGCUCCAUUGAAUGGGUCCUUCUCUCUCUCUGUACAAAUGCCAGCCAGAGCUGCUGCUCCAGAGUAAGGUGUCCCUUCCUUACCGUAUAAUUAGACAAAGGAUAUGGGAAAUAGGCUACAGCGAAAAGGAUGUGGAGAGAUAUGAAGGAGGAAACGAGGAGGAAGAGGAAAGAUAAAGAGAUAGACAAAUCAACAACCAGGUAAAUGUAUCUGGCAAGGGUUCAGAGGACACCUCUGCUGCUGCUUACAAGCUGAAGGCUACUGGCAUGGAAUGAGGGGACUACUUUCUCCAGGCCAUCAAACUGCAAAGAAGGGAAGAGAAGAGGCCCUGACAGCAGACAUCUUCCCACAGCAUCUUGGUUAAAGAAGGCCAAAACCAUCAGAGGGAACUAAGAUCAUGCUGCUGCUGAGCUUCUGACAUUUGGGCCCUGCCAAGCUCCUUUCUGCUCUUGCAUCUUGCAGAAAAGAGGGUUGCUAGCAGAAAGUCUGAAGCAAUUGCUCGGCUAAGCAGUGUUACUUUUUCCUCACACCAGCUGCUGUAACUGGAGCCCUGCCAAUGAGCUCUUCUGGCUCUACCUAAAUAAAAGAUGUUUUCCUAA